Molecule: messenger RNA, 3228 nt
Organism: Brugia pahangi
Lineage: Eukaryota; Metazoa; Nematoda; Chromadorea; Rhabditida; Onchocercidae
Source: the annotation of a GenBank genome assembly
AUGGGCAAAUAUGGCUUUAAAUGGUGGAAUUUUUUUAAUCGACAUAAAUUAAUCAAACCAAAAAAUAGGAAUAGUAGAGAGCAAGAAUGUCGCGAUAAUUUGGUUGAAUCCUUUGUAGAACAUCAUUUAACGGUUGAACAAAUUAAAGAUAUUUAUAUUGAUUCAAAAAUUCAUUCUCAAUACCCAGAACGAAGUGAUGGAUUAAGCUCUAUUGAAGCACGCAAACGUUUACGUGAUGGUGGCGCUAAUUUUAUUGAAUGUCCACGUAAGAUUAGUAACGUGAAAUUGUUUCUGCGUCAAUUUUUGUAUCGGUUAUGGUUGUUACUUCUUGGUGCUGCAGUGCUUAGCUUAGCAACAUAUAUUAUUCAUUUAAUGCACGGUAAUAAUGAACCUGUUAAUCUUUAUUGUACAUUAAUUCUUAUUUUAAUUGUCAUUCUCAUGUGUUUUGUAACAUUUUAUCAAGAAAAACAAACACUUCAAGUAAUAAGUGACUUGAAAGCAGUUCUUCCGACAUCUUGCAUUGUCAUCCGGGAUUGCAAAAAGCAACAGGUACCAGAAGAGGAACUGGUUACCGGUGAUUUGGUUGUAAUAAGCGCUGGUGCUAUUAUACCCGCUGAUAUGCGCAUUUUGCAGUCAAAUGGCUUGAAGAUUGAAACAUCAGCCAUAACAGGUGAUAAGGAUGCUUAUGAUUAUACGCACGAAGCUGUUACAACAUAUCCAUCAGUAUUUGAAGCAAGAAAUGUAGCAUUUAAAGGAUCAUUUUGUCUUGAAGGUGAUGGAAUAGGAAUUGUUGUACGAACUGGAAAAUAUACGGUUCUUGGCUAUAUCAUAAACAUUCGUCAACAAGUUAGCAAAACACGAAGCAAAUUAAAAAUGGAAAUUGAUGAAUUUGUCAAUUUUAUAUCAAUCUUAGCUUUGAUAAUGGCAACCGUAUUCUUUAUGUUUGGUAGUAUCAUAAAUAACUUUCAAAAUGUUUUGGAUCAUUUUAUCAUUGGUUUCUUGAUUAUCAUAGUAGCAAACGUACCGCAAGGUUUACCUGCAAUGGUUAUUUCACAACUGGCAAUUAUUGGUAGACGAUUAGCUAGUAAGAAUGUUUAUAUUAAAAAGUUGGAUAUUAUUGAUGAGCUUGGUGCUACUACCGUAGUUGCAACUGAUAAAACUGGUACACUAACACAGAAUAUGAUGGUACUCACAGAUUUGUGGUACAAUCGAAAGCACCAACCAAGUCAUAACUAUGUGAACAGUCAAUCAGUUCUCGAUAUGAAUUGUCCUAAACCAACAUGUGAACAACCACUAUCAGAUAUCUUUGUGGUAAUGAGUGUUUGCAACAGGGCGCAUUUUGAAUGUGUUCGGAGCUCACAAUAUUUAACUUCAAAGAAAAUUUCAUCAAAAAUGUCAAAUAUGGGCCAAGUCAGCAAACGAUUUACUGUCCUAAAUUCCGUUACUGGAAAACCAACGAUGGUAUUUUCGAUGCAAAACAAUGAAAUGGAAGCAAAAGAUAUAUGCAAGAUUGACGAUAUUCAGCAAACCAAUGAAGUUCAGUGUGAAAGUAAUAAUAUAUUUGAACACAAUCAUAUAUACGGUUCACCGUCUGAUGUUGCAUUACUUCGUUACGUGGAAAUGUUUUCAUCAGUGGAGAAAAUUCGAAUGAAUUACAUUACAGUUCUUGAUAUGCCAUUUAAUUCGGUACGUCGAUAUCAUUUGGUGGUAGCACGUGAUGUGACGGAAUUAUCAGAAAUGGAAAAAGAUGAGAAAGGAAUGAAUCAAUCAAAUGCUGGUGGUGGUGGUGCUGGUGCUGGUGGUGGUGCUGGUGCUGGUGCUGGUGGUGGUGGUGUUGGUGCUGGUGGUGCUAUGUUUGUAAUGAUGAUUAAAGGUGCACCGGAAGUUGUCUUAAAAUAUUGUAAUUAUCUACAAGUUGGUAGAGAAUGUUUACCGAUUGAUCAAGAACUUCGUCAAGAGUGCCAGGCAGCUUGGGAAUAUUUUGGAAAUGAAGGAAAAAGAGUAUUUGCGUUUGCUGUAAAACGUUUUUUUAUCAGUGAUGCAAAUGUUAAGUUUACAUCUUCCGAUAUUGUGUUGGAAAAUUUGAUAUUUUUAGGAAUGACAGCAUUAAUUGAUCCACCACGUGAUGAUGCAGCAAAUGCGAUAAAGCAAUGCAAAGAAGCUGGUAUUAAAGUUUAUAUGAUUACAGGUGAUCAUCCGACAACUGCAGUAGCAGUAGCUCGAAAGAUUGGACUUAUUGGUAUUGGUGAUGAAAUGGUGGAAUCAAGUGGUCGUGAUCAUUUAAAAUUGAGUGUAAUUGGUGCAAAGCAAAUAAAUUGGGGUGUUGCAGUAGGCGAUGAUUUGGAUCGUUUGGAUGAAUAUGGCUGGAAUGAAUUACUCAAAAAGAAAUACAUUGUUUUUGCAAGGAUAAAUCCGUAUCAGAAAUUCCGAAUUAUUGAAGAAUGUCAAAAACGUGGUGAAAUAGUAGCUGUUACCGGUCAAGGUGUUAGUGAUACACAAGCACUUGCAUGCGCUAACAUCGGUAUCGCAAUGGGUAUUACAGGAAGUGAUAUAGCAAAGCAAGCAGCAGAUAUCAUUCUAACAGAUGAUAAUUUCGCUUCAAUUGUCAAAGGAAUCGAAGAAGGACGUCUGUUAUUUGACAAUUUGCGCCUUUCAAUUGCUUAUACAUUAGCUCAUCUUUGGCCAGAAAUAUUUCCAGUUGUCUUACAGUUUACACUUGGUUUGCCAUUAGGAUUAUCAGCCUUACAGAUUUUAAGUAUUGAUUUGGCAAGUGAAUUACCACCAUCGAUCUCGUUAGCAUAUCAAUCACCAGAGAAUGAUAUCAUGCGAAUUCCACCGCGACAUCGUAAUGAUCGGCUUGUAUCUCGACCUCUUCUCAUUUAUUCAUAUGCUUUUACUGGAACAAUAAUUACAGUAGGAUGUAUUAUCUCUUUUCUUUUUGUUUAUCGAUAUCAUAAUAUUGGAUUAAAUGAUUUACUUUUUACUGCUGAUAAUUAUUGGUCUCGAGAAGCGAACAAUUUUACAGUUAAUGGUGUGGAUGUAUUAACACCAUCUGAGCAAUUAUACAUUAAAGGUCAAGCAGCAGCAGCAUGGCAGAUUACUUUAGUAGUCUCUCAGGUUUUUCACUUAUAUAUGUGUACAACACUAUUAUUAAUAUGCAAUGAAUUACGAAAAUUUUGCAUACGACGAUGGCCAACAAAUUUUUUCGUAAAAUUUGUUAAUUUUUAA